AUGGAAAACACUCUCUCUCCAGGCCUCCAGGAGCAGAGCUCGCCUCCUCACAGCUGCAGCUCAACUUCCGGAUCACCGUCAGCAGCUCGGAGAAGAAGAAGAAGGGGAGGCCCUCGGCCGGCGGCCCGCGGGUCUUCGGCGCUCCCCUGGAGAGCGUGCCCAGGAGCUUGGUGUCCGGGUUCGGCCUGGUGCCCUGGUGAGAGCGCAGCUGGUGAGGUGGCGCCGGCGCGGGCUGACGCUUGGUUCACGCCUUUGUGUGGCAGCUUCCUGGUGGACGCUUGUUCCUGGCUGCUGGAGCGCGGCGGGACGGUCGGCCUGUUCAGGAAGGCAGGCUCCCUCCCACGCAGCAGGGAGCUGAGGAUCAAGCUGGACGAAGGGCAGAGCUGUCUCCGGGGCGCCCUCCCGCACGACGUGGCCUCGCUCAUCAAGCAGUUCUGCAGGGAGCUGCCCGAGCCCCUCUUCCCCCCGGAGGUCCAGGCGCCGCUGCUGCAGGCCCAGGCGCUGCCCGCCGCCGGGGAGCGGACCACGGCCCUGCAGCUGCUCUGCUGCCUGAUCCCGGCCCCAAACGCCUCCUGCCUCCACUUCCUCUUCCACUUCCUCUGCCAGCUCUCCCACAGGUGCCAGGAGAACCUGAUGACCAGCUCCAACCUGGCCACGGUCUUCGCCCCGUGCCUGCUGCCGCCGCCCAGCAGGGCCGAGAGCAGGGAGGCGCGGCUGCGGCUGAGGGUGCAGCUGCUGCAGGGCUUCAUCCAGAGCCCCGGCUUGCUGGGGGUGGAGCCCAAAGCUGUGAUGGAGAGCGUCCAGUCGCUGAAGGACUCUGAGAGCGGCCCUCGGAGGAGACGCACUUUCAAAGCGAUGCGCUCCAUGAUGGCCGCCUCUUGGAGCGUGCCCAGGUCAAAGGUCAGGACAAGGGAGUCCAGCUGUGCCCGCAGACCCCCCCCACUCAGGAGGAGCUUCGGGACGGCCGACAUCCAGCAGUUCCGGACCUGCAUGCUGAGCAACGCUCCGGCCAAGAGGCCAGGCAGAGGCGGCGGCGGCGCACGGGAGGCCGAGAAGGUGGCUGACAGGAGCGGGAAUGACGCAGGGACAGCACAAGAGCCAGCCCUCUGUCCAGAACGUUGGUCGUCACUCGUUUUAAGCGUCGGUUCGUCUGCGGAGUCCAGAAGACGUGUUUGUUUCACUGGGAUGCAGCGUUUUAUUUUGAAGGCAGGACGUUGGCGCUUCAUUCCCAGGAGCUUGACGGAGCUCAGGCCAGAGCAGGCGCGUGCAUCAGUGACCAAGAUGAGCCAGUCGGCGGCGCGCGUCUCCCUGCUCGGCCUCCUGCUGUGCGGGCAGCUGUGCGCGGCCUGGAGCCAGCUGUCCGAGGCCGACAUCCAGCGGCUGCUGCACGGCGUCAUGGAGCAGCUGGGCAUCGCUCGGCCGCGGGUGGAGUACCCGGCGCACCAGGCCGCGCACGUCGAGGGGCCGCAGAGCAUCCAGGGUGGCGCUCACGAGGGACUGCAGCAUCUCGGCCCGUACGGAAACAUCCCCAACAUCGUGGCCGAACUGGCCGGGGACAACGUCCCCAAAGACUUCAGCCAGGACCACGGCUAUCCCGACCCCCCGAACCCCUGCCCGAGGGGCAAGACCGCUGCCGACGGAUGUUUGGAGGAGGCGCCGGACACGGCCCAGUUCAGCCGGGAGUUCCAGCAACACCAGCACCGGUUCGACCCGGAGCACGACUACUCCGCUGUGGCCAAGUGGAACAAGGAGCGACUGUACCAGAAGCUGCAGGGCGGAGGCCGGAGGAGGAGAAGGAGCCUGAAUCCCUACCUGAUGGGUCAGCGCCUGGACAACGUGGUGGCCAAGAAGUCGGUUCCUCACUUCUCUGAGGAGGACGCGGCGGCGGCGGCGGCGGCGGCGGCCUAAUCCCUUGUUUCCACUCAGACUUCUUUUGAGGCACAGUCACCAGAUGUUUGAACCCGUCACCCAGAUGAUGAGGAUCUGCUCGGAGACUGAGCCUCUUCAUGUCCCUCGCUCGUCGUCUGAAGCUCGAACACCCGUCUUUGUGUACACGCUUGUUUGGUGAUGUUGCUGUAACCUUCAUAAAGUUUGAUCUGCAUUGAGAAGCCAUUCCAGUCCACUUUAUUCCCCGUCGCGUGUGGAGUUAGCGUGAAGCCAAUUUACAACCAGACAUGUUGACAAGGAUCUUGUCAUUUCGAGACAC
Messenger RNA from Synchiropus splendidus (mandarinfish), 2206 nucleotides. RefSeq lists its product as uncharacterized. Gene Ontology annotation, cellular component: secretory granule. The transcript is spliced from 14 exons. Gene Ontology annotation, biological process: regulation of hormone secretion; neuropeptide signaling pathway. The record is from RefSeq and is a predicted model, not a curated record. Bases 1 to 1908 code for a protein of 635 amino acids. Gene Ontology annotation, molecular function: enzyme regulator activity. NCBI's taxonomy places the organism in Eukaryota, Metazoa, Chordata, Actinopteri, Syngnathiformes, Callionymidae.